Messenger RNA from Clupea harengus (Atlantic herring), 1902 nucleotides. It is a transcript of the gene ces2b, whose product is annotated as carboxylesterase 5A-like. The record is from RefSeq and is a predicted model, not a curated record. Lineage: Eukaryota; Metazoa; Chordata; Actinopteri; Clupeiformes; Clupeidae. The coding region runs from base 58 to 1722 and encodes 554 amino acids. The transcript has 13 exons.
GAGAGAGAGAGAGAAAGGCAGCCCCUCUGUCUCUUAGUCUUGAGCUGGCCAGCUGAGAUGAUGGCAGGAUUACUGGUCUAUGCGUGUGUAACACUGUCCAUUGUUCAAACUUCACUAUCACAAUCAGCUCCGGGUCCUGUGGUGUCUGUGAAGAAUUGGUCUCUUCGGGGUGCUUCCAUGACUGUGAAAGGCUCUGAUAAGCAGGUGCAGCAGUAUUUGGGGAUCCCCUUUGCCCGACCCCCUCUGGGCCCCCUGCGUCUGUCUGCCCCCCAGCCUGCAGAGUCCUGGGAGGGAGAGAGAGACGCCACGCAGCAGCCGCCCAUGUGUCUGCAAGAUCCAGACGUUGUACCAAAGUGGUCAAAAAACUUGGGCGUGGAGUUAAGUGUUCCACCGGUCUCUGAGGACUGUCUUUACCUCAAUGUAUACACUCCUGCGAAAUCCACAGAUGACGAGAAACUUCCCGUCAUGGUUUGGAUUCAUGGCGGUGCCUACCUCUUUGGAGCAGCUUCCCAGUAUGACGGAUCUGUCCUGGCAGCCUAUGAGAACUUGGUUGUGGUCAUUGUUCAGUAUCGGCUGGGGAUCCUGGGAUUCUUCAGCACUGGAGACGAACAUGCCCAGGGGAACUGGGGCCUCCUGGACCAGAUCGCUGCUCUCCAGUGGGUGCAGCAGAACAUUGGGAUCUUCGGAGGAGACCCCAACUCUGUCACCAUCGCUGGGGAGUCGGCAGGAGGGAUGAGCACCUCGUUCCUUGUGCUGUCUCCUCUUUCCAAAGGACUAUUUCAUCGAGCAGUACUUCAGAGUGGAUCAGCAACAGUGGCUGGCUAUUCCACCAAUACCCCAGCGGUCUUUGCCCAGAUGGUGGCCAAUGUAACAGACUGUGACUCCAGUUCAACAGAGGCACUAGUUCAGUGUCUAAGACAGAAGAAUGAAGAGGAACUUAUUAAUGUAAUGAAAAAGAAAAUCCCUGCGAGUGCCACUGUAGAUGGGAAGUUCUUGCCAGCCCCGGCUGAACAGCUUUUAAGCAGCAAAGACUUCCUGAAAGUCCCUAUUCUUAUAGGCGUGACUAAUCAUGAGUUUGGAUGGUCACUACCUAAGGCCUUUUUCCCUGGAGGGUUGGAGAACAUUGACCGGGCGAUGAUAACGGGAGCACUUGGGAGGCUCAUUCCUUCAGGAGUGGCCUCUGGAGUAAAUGAGAUAAUUGUAGAUGAGUAUCUGAAGGAUGCCAAGACACCAGAGGACAUUCGUGAUGCUAGCCUUGAUCUUCUGGGUGAUUUGUUCCUGGUGAUACCAGCAAUCAAAGUGGCAAACUAUCACAGAGAUGCUGGUGUACCCGUGUACAUGUAUGAGUUCCAGCACAGGCCAGAGAUUUAUAAGGACACCAGACCCAGCUUUGUGAAGGCUGACCACGGAGACGAACUCGGGUUUGUGUUUGGCGCCUGUUUCUGGAAUGGACACGUUAAACUCAAUGGCUCAACCACAGAGGGGGAGAAUCAGCUCUGCAGGACAGUUAUGUCAUAUUGGGCCAACUUUGCUCGCAAUGGGUCUCCUAAUGGUCCUGGCCUGGUGCACUGGCCUCUCUAUGAUGCCAGCAACAAGUACCUGAACCUGGACCUGCAGCAGAGUGAGGGGCAGGACCUGAGGAAGGACAAGAUGCAGUUCUUCACUGUGGAGCUGCCUAAGAGGCUCGCUGCAAAAGCAAACAGCAAAAUUACAUUAGUCUGAUUUUGUGUUACUCCAUUCCUACUCUUGUGCAACUGUAGAAGGUGUGUUAAAAAAAUGAAAAUGUUGGCUGUUAAAUGGCAGCCAGUUAAACCCUACGCAGAAUAGAAUGUUGUGUCUGGUUUGUAUAUGUCAUAAUGUGAUUUAAAAAUAUGAUAAUCCUAGAAAAAUGAUAAAUCAUAA